GACAAAACGGAGAAUUAAAAACUUGACACUGUAUAAAUAUUUUUAAUGACAAACGUGCCGUUGAAAACUUCUUGUUUUUAGAAUGGGAAAACAUCAUUUUAAUAUCAAGAAAAUCUGUUUGGUAAGGUCCACUUAAUCAAUCAAUCUGAUCGAUCCAGUUUUAUUUAAUCAUCUAUAUAUAUCAAGUUGAUGAAUUGAAGAAGUAUUAAUUAAUAUAUGAAUGAUGAGUUGUUUCACCAUGUCAUUUGAUAUGAUCGUGAGAGAAGAAUAAUGAAGGCAGAGCCAAGCCAACUAACUAGUCAAUAUAUUUGUGAUUUUGAUUGUGAUUUGUGAAUCUCCAACAAGAUGGAACAAGAUGGUUCUAUUGGUAAAGCAAUCCGCCUCACGCAUGUUUUGGCUGCCUCCUUCGCCGGCUUGAUUGCGGCUGCUGCCGCCUCGCAUUACCGGAACCAAGUGUCAACGGUGGUGUUAGACAAGAAGAUCAUUCCCAAAGUAGAUAGAUCAGAAUCUGGCCGUAUUGGACAGAUAGAAAAAUUCUCCCACUAUGUUGCUAGGCAAAUAGGAUUUGAAGAUGCAAGUGAGGUCCCAGAGUUAUGCAUGUUGGCUCAAGAAUAUCUACAAAAAUCCAAAGCUUGUGACCAAAGCAUCUAUGAAUAUAUUGCCAAUGAGAAUGACUCUGAAUCUCUAUACGUGAAAUUGGUUGAUGAGUUUGAGAGAUGCAUUCUCAGUUAUUUUGCAUUUCAUUGGAAACAAGCUCCAUUUGUUAUUAGUCAGGUGUUGAGUAUUGAGUCUCAACACAAAACAAAGCUGAAGGAAAUUCUAUUGGCAGCUACAAGGAAACAAAGGUUUGAAACAGUAACCAAGAAUCUGAAGGUGACAAGAGUGUUCUCAACUUUGGUAGAAGAGAUGAAAACAAUCGAUGGCAAGGAAGUCAUGAUCCCCAUAGCCCACAGUGAGAGGAGUCCGGUGCUACUGUUCAUGGGCGGUGGUAUGGGAGCCGGAAAGAGCACUGUUCUUAAAAACAUUCUAAAAGAAUCAUUUUGGGUAGGAGCAUCUUCAAAUGUUGUGGUUGUUGAAGCAGAUGCUUUUAAGGAGAGAGAUGUUAUAUAUAAAGCCCUUAACUCUAGGGGUCACCAUGAUGACAUGCUUCAAACAGCUGAAUUGGUGCAUCAAUCUUCCACUGAUGCUGCGUCGUCUCUACUAGUUGCAGCUCUAAACAAAGGGCGAGAUGUGAUCAUGGACGGUACCUUAUCAUGGGAACCUUUUGUGGAGCAGACUAUUGAAAUGGCAAGAAAUGUUCACAAAUAUAAGUACAGAAUGGGGGUAGGGUAUAAAGUAGCUGAGGAUGGGACAAUUAAUGAAAAUUAUUGGGAGCAAGUGAAUGAGGCAGAAGAACAAGAGGAAGAUUCUAAAAGGGAACUGCACACUCAAAAGCCUUACAAAAUUGAGCUAGUUGGUGUGGUUUGUGAUGGCUAUCUUGCAGUUAUUAGAGGCAUUAGGAGAGCUAUUAUGACAGGAAGAGCAGUGAGGGUGAAUUCACAGUUGAAAUCUCACAAAAGAUUUGCUAAUGCAUUUCCCAAAUAUUGCAAACUUGUUGAUAAAGCAAGAUUGUUUUGCACAAAUGGUGUUGGUGUUCCACCAAAGCUUAUUGGGUGGAAAGAUGGUGAUCACAAUCUACUAGUGGAUCCUGAUGACAUCAAAAGCUUGAAAAAUGUAGCAAGUUUGAAUUCCGAAGCUGAUUCGAUCUAUGAACUUCACAAGGAACCUAGCCCAGUAAUGGAACCUGGUUCUGUUUGGAAUGACUUUGUUCUGUCACCUUCAAGGUCAAGUGUUCAGAAAGAGUUAAGGGAAUCCAUUUGUAAAAUAGAGAAAUCCUUCAGAAAAAUGUGACCAAUGUGGUUCCUGCCAGAACCAAGUGUGACUAUCUUGUGAAGUGUGAUGUAUCAAAAACUUAUUUCAAUCGUGUGAUUUACUAAGAUAAGAAAGAAAAGGCUUUUUAAUUGAGUUUAAUGGAUAUGCUCUGUCAGUGUAAAUUACUUUUACACUGACAUCCAUUAGGAAUCAAGCAUUUCUCCAUGUCAUACAAUUGAAGUGGGGUGAUUUGGCAGAAUGCACGGUUACUAUUGAAUGACAGUGUAAAAUUAGUUUACACUAUCCAUGCAUAUACUAUUUUCUCUUUAAUUGAUUGGUGUAAAAAAAUUGAUUGCUGUAAAAAAACCAUUACUCAAUCCUGAAAAUUGUAAAUUGGUGCAAAUCAAAAGAUAUUUGUAAGAAUGAAGUUAUUCAUAGAAAAAUUAUUUCUAUUCAA
Messenger RNA from Trifolium pratense (red clover), 2308 nucleotides. RefSeq names its product calmodulin calcium-dependent NAD kinase-like. The transcript is spliced from 9 exons. Bases 346 to 1890 code for a protein of 514 amino acids. Gene Ontology annotation, molecular function: kinase activity; ATP binding. The record is from RefSeq and is a predicted model, not a curated record. NCBI's taxonomy places the organism in Eukaryota, Viridiplantae, Streptophyta, Magnoliopsida, Fabales, Fabaceae.